This is a messenger RNA of Syngnathoides biaculeatus (alligator pipefish), 2660 nucleotides long. It is a transcript of the gene ddx4, whose product is annotated as DEAD (Asp-Glu-Ala-Asp) box polypeptide 4. The transcript is spliced from 18 exons. Gene Ontology annotation, molecular function: RNA helicase activity; ATP binding; RNA binding. The record is from RefSeq and is a predicted model, not a curated record. Gene Ontology annotation, cellular component: P granule; nucleus. Bases 412 to 2133 code for a protein of 573 amino acids. Lineage: Eukaryota; Metazoa; Chordata; Actinopteri; Syngnathiformes; Syngnathidae. Gene Ontology annotation, biological process: gamete generation; cell differentiation.
UGUUUCAUAUAUAAACGAGUUGAUUGAAUGCAAAAUAACUACAACGAGAAAAGUUUUGCGAGCCCCUCCCCAGCUUCAGGAGCGCGGAGAAAUUAGCAAGCACUGGCAACACAUUUUGAAAUAAUUACUACCGACGUCGUUAAAGUGAGAAGUACAAUAGAUUAAAAAAAAAAAAAAAACACUGUGAAAUAGCUCUGGAUGAGAAUCGACGUGUUGUGGUUUGCCAGCUUUACAUUUGGGUCGUCGAAAGGCAGCCCAUGAGGCGGGAAAGUAGGAGAGCUGGCAACCUGGUGUAAUCUGGCCAAGCUGUGGAGUGUGCAGGUGAUUUCUGAACCAGCCAGGCGAAGGGAGCAGCAGCACAGAAAGAAACUCAUCGGCCAGGAGAAAGAUUUGACCCUACAGUGACUCGAAAUGGAUUUUUUCGAUGAACAGGAGUGUGCACCUUUUGGAGAAUCCAACCACUUUCAGGAUUACAGUCGCGGCAGAAGAGGAAGAGGAGUAGGAUUUCGGAGCGGCUUUUCUUCAGAAAUGGGAAGUUCGAACAAUCAUGGAAGAGAGAGAGGAGCUUUCAAAGGAAGAGGAGGUCGAGGUGCUGGCAGAGGCGGCUUUGGAGGAGGAUAUCGUGGUGCGAACGAGGAAAUAUUUACCCAAGAGUCAGAGCAGACAGAAAACCCAGAUGAUAGUGUCCGACCAAAAGUCACCUAUGUUCCUCCAGCCCUACCUGAAGAUGAGGCCUCUGUUUUUGAACACUAUCAGCAAGGCAUUAAUUUUGACAAGUAUGAUGACAUCCUAGUGGAUGUGAGUGGAACCAACCCAGCACCCGCUAUUGUGACGUUUGAUGAGGCAACCUUGUGUGAGUCCCUGCGAAAAAACAUCCAAAAAUCUGGUUAUUCAAAGCCUACCCCAGUUCAGAAGCAUGCUAUCCCAAUUAUCUCUGCUGGUCGAGAUCUUAUGGCUUGUGCUCAGACUGGAUCUGGGAAAACGGCUGCAUUCCUACUUCCAAUUCUACAACAGCUAAUGCUUGAUGGUGUGGCUGCCAGCAGUUUCAGAGAGCUGCAGGAGCCAGAGGCAAUGAUUGUUGCCCCAACAAGAGAGCUUAUCAACCAGAUUUUCCUAGAGGCUAGGAAGUUUUCCUACGGAACAUGUGUGCGUCCAGUUGUGGUAUAUGGUGGGGUAAACACUGGAUUUCAGCUAAGAGAAAUUUCAAAGGGCUGCAACAUCGUGUGUGGAACACCAGGAAGACUGUUGGAUGUGAUUGGACGAGGAAAGAUUGGAUUGACUAAGCUUCGAUAUCUGGUUCUGGAUGAGGCUGACAGGAUGUUGGAUAUGGGCUUUGAGCCUGACAUGCGCCGCCUGGUUAGUUCACCUGGAAUGCCUGGCAAAGAAAAUCGCCAGACUCUGCUGUUUAGCGCUACCUACCCUGAAGAGAUCCAGAGGUUGGCUGUUGACUUCCUCAAGAUGGACUAUUUGUUCCUGGCUGUUGGCAUAGUAGGCGGAGCUUGUAGCGAUGUUGAGCAGACAUUUGUGCAAGUCACUAAGUUCUCAAAGAUGGAACAGCUUCUUGAUCUUCUUAAGACCACUGGAAAGGAGCGCACAAUAGUAUUUGUUGAGACAAAGAGACAAGCUGAUUUUGUUGCCACUUUCCUUUGCCAAGAGAACCUUCCCACGACCAGUAUUCACGGGGCUCGUGAACAGCGGGAGCGAGAACAGGCUUUGGGAGACUUCAGGAGAGGCAAAUGUCCUGUCCUUGUUGCCACGUCGGUCGCUGCCCGUGGGCUUGACAUUCCAGACGUGCAGCAUGUGGUGAACUUUGACCUCCCCAAAAACAUCGAGGAGUAUGUCCACCGCAUCGGCAGAACCGGUCGCUGUGGUAAUAUUGGCAGGGCAGUGUCCUUCUUCGAUCUGGAAAAGGACAAUGAGCUGGCUCGCUCCUUGGUCACGAUCCUGUCCAAGGCCCAACAAGUAGUGCCAUCAUGGUUGGAGGAGUCUGCCUUCAGUGGAGGACCCACCAGCUUUAAUCUGUUCAACAAGAGCUUUGCUUCCUCAGACUCAAGGAAGUUUCAACAGGCAGGAGGUGAGAGGCGCCAGCAAGUUCCUCAGGUUGCAAUUGCUGACGAUGAUGAUUGGGAGUAGAGAAGAAAGGCACCCCCCACCAAGCACUGGCUUUAUUUGUGUGAAUUGUUCACCAGUGCUGCACCUUUAUGGAAGUAGAUUAGUGCCACCAGGAUUUGAAUUUGAAAUGUAAAGUGAAAUAGGAUUUGAAUUUGAAAUGCCACAGAAAACAGGAUUUGAAUUUGAAAUGUUAAGUGAUGACAUUUUCAAUAGUUGGUACAAUUCACUGUCUAAAAUUCACAGUCUGUGCCACUGGGCAGAACACCUAGCCAAUCGCAGUUACGCUUUCUUAGUCAUGUACUAAUCUACUUCCAUACACCUUGUUUUAUCUGCCAAUUUUUUUUUUUUUUGUGACCAAAAUGGUUUGUUUCAGAACAGAUUUGAAAAUGUCUAAAAGGUGAACAAAGAAAUGUUUCUGUAUGAUGUAAAAAUAUUACCUUUUUUUUUUGUUUUUCACCACUCAGACUAUGGCAUUUGUGGGUGGAAGAGAAGAAAUUGUCAUUCCAGAUUUUUGUUUGUCUAGUUAGACAAUAAAUUUGUUCAAUGCA